Molecule: messenger RNA, 4512 nt
Organism: Ooceraea biroi (clonal raider ant)
Lineage: Eukaryota; Metazoa; Arthropoda; Insecta; Hymenoptera; Formicidae
Gene: chas
Product: chascon
Source: RefSeq, a predicted model, not a curated record
CCAAGUAUAACAAAAUGCGGUUUGUAGAUCGAAGUAUACAAAAGAGUUUCAAGGCGGUUGCGAGGUUUAGCAGGUCAAUGGGACGUUAAUCUCCGUCUCUCGUGUCGAUAUCUCUGAUUGGACGAACGCCAUAGUUGGCAGAGAUACACAAUGUUUGCCGAUUUGGGUGUGUAUGUACUCUGUCUCGUGUACGCGCUGUACGUACGUAUUUACAGUGACUUCGCCCAGUCGAUUCUUCUACUAUUCGAUAUUUCGCUCCGACAUAUUUCGCUUCGAUGCAAGACGACAGUAAAAUUGCUUAAUCUAUAAAAAAAACGGUUUAUGUAUGUGCAAACACAAUAUUUGAUCUUGACGAACUAAUAAAGUUGCGUCAAAAUCUGAAGACGACUGUUAAGGAAGUGUUCCACAUAGGUGACGGUCAACGAAUCGCGCGCUUCGGGGCGCCGCACCUGCUAGACUCGAUCCUGAUCAUGCCCGGUGGAUCCGUCAGAAAGUACUCGACGGCCGGACAGUAUCGCGAGCGCUGGCGCGAGAGCACGCGGCGCGAGUAAGUCUCGUUGAGUACUUUCGUUUCGCGCGUCGCGUCGUGAGCAACGCUCGCUCGCUCGCGCUCGCGGUGCAUCGUUCAUCGUCAUCAAGUCGCCUUACUCGGUUAAUUCGAUUAAUUCACGAAGAGGAAACGACAAUCUCGAAUCUCCGGACAUUGUGUUAACUCAUUCGAAAAUUUGCAGAUCGACCGUUUUGAGGAUAAGCGCAAUUGCGCGAAUUACGAAGAGUGUAGACAAAGUACGCAAAAUGUCACGGACGGUAUUUCAAGCUGUUCGCUUUUACGCGCUGACGCAUCCCUGACGUCACAUGCAUAUCCAAUAAGGAAUGUCAUCACCGAUGGUGGUUCGUCAGUUGGAUUCCCGCUCGCAAUGAUGCUGAUCAAGUGGCCUGGGAAAAACAACAGGAUUUCGUAGUAGACAUGAUUGAAUGAUGGAGGUGAUUUCGACACGCCGAUACGAGGCCCGUCCACCGGCAAACACCCACUCCUCUAUUCUCGUUGACCCUGAGAACUCUGUGGCAUUAAUCAAAGAAGAGGAAUGGGAGACCCGCAAGAAAAAGGAGAUCACCACCACGCGGCAAAUAGAGACCAGGGUGAAACGGCAAGUUGUCCUCGAAGAUGGCGAGGUUGUCGUCGACUCCGGACCCCUAGUUACAACGAACACAACCGAGGACGUCGAACAACAGGAGCAUACAACUCAGGAGAGACGCACGACCGGGGAUCAGCCGCAGGAGGUCGACUGGCGGCCGGCGGCAGGUGGUAUUGUAACCGGAAAUGGCGGCAACAUCGUGCAAAAGGAGCUCAACGAGACGGUGGUGAGGAGCCGUGAGGAGAUCGAGGAGAGACUCGAGACGGAGGAUCGUCAACAGUUGGGAGAUAUCUCGGACGAGGCAUACCAGAAGGCGGUGCGUAGCAAUAGAGGUGACUUGCGAGUCGCUCUCGCCGAAUCUUCAAAACAGUUGGCGCCGCAGUCCGGUCCACGGGUCAUUCAGCACACGACUAGGUCAAACAAGGUCAUCGACACCGAGAAAACCUUAGAAAGAAAAGAACUGAAGGCUGAUGGAUUAAUCGUUACUGAGAAGAAGCAAACGGUCGAGCACGAGGAGAUUAACGACGACGAAGUUCCAGACGACGGGAAGAACGACGACCCUUCCGAAACUAAGAAGGAAAGCUCACAAAAGUACAUCAAGAAGAGAGAAGAGGACGUUGUGGACUACAUCUCGGCCGGCGAGAGAGUCGGCCGAGAGAUGCGCUACGUCGCCGAGACAACUGAAGGAGAACGAAUAGGCGACUGGUCACCAUCACCAACGGGUAUGCGGACGACUCGUCUUCACAAACAUUCCGGUUUCCCGGAUGCCGCUCGGAAAGAUGCUCUGACGAAGAAGCCAUUGGACCUGGAGGAAGAGGACGAGGCGAGAAAAUUCGAGACAUCGAAGUGGCUGGAAAGCCACUUUGGCAGUGACUCGCGUUCCUCCCACGGAUCUCUCGACGCUGACGAGUCUCCUCUUCCAACCGGCACGAACACGAGCUAUAUCAAUGUUACUAUGAAAUCUUAUACGCCGAAAGAACGGGAACAUCAGAACGUAAGCUCCAGCCGCUAUCAACGACGUACUCGAGACUCGGACUCGCCUUCAGGAUAUUUUCACGGAAUCAGCGAGUGGUCGGAACGAUAUCAAGGAAAAGAGAAACAUGCACGAUCGGGUUCACCAGUUCGAUAUGUGGAAUCUCCUCGUGCUAAUGGACAUGCCCAUGGGCAUAAGAGAAAUCAAGUUGAAUCAUCAUAUACCAAGACUUACGAAUCGUUUCGCCGUGAAUAUCAAGAUUCCAUUGAGGAACGACAGCGAACACCUUCGCCGCCAAUUCGCCGAAGAUCAAAAGAACAAUGGACAAAAUCUGAAGAAAAGAUCAAUUUAAAUGAACCGUCGUCAGGGCGCACUUCAAGUCCUAUACACGUGGUGCAAAGAACCUGGGAAAGUCGUAAUCGCGAUACUCAAAGACAGACUCCUGAACGCGAUAAUUACAAGAACAGUUUGCCACGAUCACGAUCAAUUUCACCAAGAUCGCCGAUAAGUAAUCGCGAGGAGAAAAAAUCUGACACGCCACGAGCGUCGAAAAGUACCGGCUCUAAAUACAAGAUUGGCGAAUCUUUUCGGAAGUUGGUGGGCAAAUUACGUUCAGCUAGCACGGAACGGAAGAACAAGCGAGGAGCUGGUUCAACCUCACAAUUGACGCAGACUGACGACAACGGUCCGACUUAUCUGCAAUACAACGUGAUCGAUAGAAACAUUCCCUUUGUUAGUGAAAAAAACGCGACGGAGGACAAACCGCCGGAAAGGCCGCCGCGGUCGCCGCGAAACGCAUCGAACAAAGUCAUCAAAACGAAUGCGUCAAGAGCAUCCGAUCAUGUUAUUCAGGAACAAUGGCAACGCAGCGAAUCUACUCCUCCACCCCUGCAGAGGUACUACCUGGGCGAGGAUCCCUUUGGCGGCAGUAUUUACGGGCGUGAAAAAGGGUACGAAGAUGGCAGAGAGCGGCACCGACACGGAAGACCGCGCGGUAAAAUUGCCGUAGAUUCCGAGUACAGCGUUGCCUCCAGCUCCCUCGGCAGAUUUAGUAAGUCCACUAGCAGAUUGGUCGGCGAUCACGAGAGAGAGGAGCAUUUCCGGUCCACCCAGACGUUACCGCGGAAUCUGCACUCUGGCAGCAGCGGACAAUCGACUCGCUCGCAGGCGGCAUCGCAAAUCAGACGACACCACGCCGUUCACACGAACGUCAAUAAAUACGGUGCGCCCAGCAAGUUAGGUCAGCAGCACAGCAGCAUGAUCAACAUAUCGAUCAAGAACACAGUGAACACAUCACCCAAAGUGAACGCGACGCCGGCAUACAGCACGCUCCAGCCACCACCGAAACCGGAACGGACGUACAAGUCGUCAUUGUCGCGUAGUAAAAGCUUUAACGUUGAAGCCGAUAAGAACGGCGUGGAUGCACCAGCACAACCGCCUUACACCUCGAACUUACACUUAAAUCGGUUGAACGAGACACCGCCGCUGAAAAGCCCCGGGAUCCUUGCCAGCAUCAGUCGUAGUAAUAGGGAUCUGCUAAGAGAUGAUAAAUAUUGAGGUGGUUAUCAAUUGACGCAGCAUUGUGACUACAAUUCAGACGCUGAAAUGCACUGUUGUUUCUUCCCUGAUACGUACACGUAAAGAUUCUUCUCAAAACGCAAACAGUAUACAUUUAGUAUGAGCGAAGAAAGUUGCAAGUGCAGUAAAUCAAUAAAUUGCAUACAUUUUACGUAUAUUAGUACAGAUGAUCUAACGCGCUUCCGGUAAACUUGUAUCUUGAGUUUAGCUUUAUACUAUUCAAUGAUUGUCUACUUUUUCUAAUUUUUCUUCAACUGCGUCAUUGAUGGCCACUGAUGGUUGUUUAGUUAUAAAUAUACCUAAUAAAAUGCAAACUCUUUUCCUUAUAAAACAGUUGACGUUGUUCCCACAUUAUUACUCAUGCUACAUUAUGUGUUCUAAUGUGGAGUUAUUUAUUUGUAUCAGAUCAAAUACGUUCAGAAUCGAUCAUGUAGGAAAUGAAAUAGAACUGAUGAUAAUUAUUGAAUAUCUUUGAAUAUUCAAAAGUAUUUUAUAUAUUUUUAAGAUUUACGUGCCACGUAUUUUUGAAUAAAAUUAAAUCAUUGAUAUUUUUAGAAAAGGAAUGUGUGAAGACCAUUAACUACGUCAUUUAUUAAUUUUAAUAUCAUGUACAGGGUGCCUCAUACCCGUAUUUUUACUGUAUUUUGAUAUGUUUUUAAAACAAUUUACGGUAUAUUUUUUAUUAACGAUUAGAUAUUAAAUUGAUUAAACAAAAAUAGUAAAAAGAUAUCGAAUAUGAGACCCCUUCUAUAUGUAAUAUAAUACAUAAUUUUUUAUAACAACUCACAAGUUUUAUAUGAAUAUAUUAUUUAUAUUGUUUAUUCU